This is a messenger RNA of Lodderomyces beijingensis, 316 nucleotides long. Lineage: Eukaryota; Fungi; Ascomycota; Pichiomycetes; Serinales; Debaryomycetaceae. The record is from the annotation of a GenBank genome assembly.
AUGUGUAGAACUGCAAUCUGUGGAAUUUGCCGUAUGUAUUUUACCUCACUUUUGUUUCAUGUCGUGUGUUUGUGUGUGCGAGAGAGAUACAGGCAAGAGAGAGAUUGACUAACAAAUUUAUGUUUUUAAUCUAGAACACAAGUCUUGGACUGGUUGUGGAAAACACGUGGUUGAAAUCAUGGACACCUCGCCCAAGGACGGCUGGUGCACUUGCGAGCCAUUGGAUGAAGAAGAAGCGAUCUUCAUUGAAGGUCACGGAAGCUACCCACCAAAAGCCGGCCAGGGCUAUAGACGAGGAAGCUCGGUCAGCAAGUAG